This is a messenger RNA of Macrobrachium nipponense, 3453 nucleotides long. RefSeq names its product NF-kappa-B inhibitor-interacting Ras-like protein 2 (gene kappaB-Ras). Bases 199 to 819 code for a protein of 206 amino acids. Gene Ontology annotation, molecular function: GTPase activity; GTPase activating protein binding; GTP binding. The transcript has 5 exons. NCBI's taxonomy places the organism in Eukaryota, Metazoa, Arthropoda, Malacostraca, Decapoda, Palaemonidae. The record is from RefSeq and is a predicted model, not a curated record. Gene Ontology annotation, biological process: canonical NF-kappaB signal transduction; Ral protein signal transduction.
GUAACUGUGGCAUCGUGAACAUGUAAACAAACCGUUGUUGAUAUCCGCCCCCAUUAAGACAAUAGUAACCAUACUGCUUAUGUGAUAGUAAUAACAAAUGGUUCCUGAUCCAGUUCGCUUGCUCUUAACACAAUUUUCUUAGGGUUACGACGCAUCUUCCAGGGUUACAACGCAUCUUCCAGGGUUACGACGCCUACAAUGCUGAUCUGGCAGAAGAAAUAUGACACCAAAAAUGGAGAUAUCAUGGGUCGUACAAGUCGAGUUAUUGUUGUUGGAGGGAAAGGAACAGGCAAAACUUCAAUUCUUGAAAGAGCGAUAUAUGCAAACUCCAUGCUGGAUAAACAGCCUUAUAUCCCAACGCUGGAGGACACCUAUGUGGGGAUUGUGGAGACCGAGCGUGGAACUCGAGAGAAGUUACGAUUUUAUGACACUGCCGGAUUAGAUGCUCGGAACCGAACAUUGCCAGUUCAUUACCACAGCCUUGCUGAUGGGUACAUAGUUGUUUAUUCCAUUGCAGACAACAUAUCAUUCCAGCUUUUGACAGAUAUCAAGAAGGAUAUUGAUAAGAAUAAAGACAAAAAAGAUGUACCCAUCAUAAUCUUGGGCAACAAAAGUGAUAGAGCAGAAGAGGAGCGAGCUGUCGAAUUGAACACAGCUGAGCGAUGGGCAGCCAUGGAAAGGUUAAGGAUAUGGGAAGUUAACGUCAAAGACAGGUCAUUGCUCUUGGAACCUAUUAUGAAUUUAGCAUCUCGCUUAAAUCCUCAACCCAGCAAGACUUCUUUCCCACAGUUAACAAUGGGUCGGAAGAAUAAAGAUUGAUGUUUGCCAGAGUCAGGAAUCAUGGAUUUUUCAAUAUGUUGUUACCCCCCAUAAAACGUUUUUAUUUUGAUAUACAUGUAUGUAUAGUAGUUUUAUAAGGUAUUGUUAUUUUUUUUUAUAUUAUGUUAACAUUAGUAAUUUACAUUCCAUGGUAGUGGAAAUUUUAAUGUUAUGUUACAGUAUUCAUGAAAUAGUGUCAAGCCAGUAUGUGUGUUUAUCAUUAUAAGUAUAUAAUCAUGUUAAGUUCUUAAUAUUUUUCUCAUUACCUCAUUAUAGAUCUGUUUAGCAAAACAAACCACCAUUCGUGAAAGGAUAUUAUCAUUUCUGUUACAAACACAUUAUUAAUUUCUGUUACAAACACAUUAUAUGUAUUUAUGUUGAUAACAUUUCUUUGGUGUCUAAUAACAUGUAUUUACAUGUACAAGUGCAACAAAUGAAGAAUACCGUAAUGAUUGCUGACUUUUCCUGAGAUUCUCACUACACAGUAACUUGCAAUUAGUCACAGAUGUGAUGUUGCUUUACUGUAAUUACUUGAAGAUCUAAAAUAUUAGAUUAUGGAUAAACUACAGUAUGUGAAAUUUAUAAUAUAAAUAGAGGUGAUUAAAUGAUUAUAUGGUAAAUGAGCAAAACAAUGGUACUUUUAAUGCUGUAUGAUAUGCUUCAUUCCAUUGAUAAGCUGUAUUCCAUUUUCUCCAUAGGUAUUCCUAAUACUAAUUAUUAUCCUGUUAAGAGAUCAAAUGAUAUACUAUAAACCAUGUAAUUCUGCUGAAUAAAAUUUACUAGAAUAUGUUUAUGUUCAAAAGCUUAUUCUGCAAAUUUCUUUACAGUCAGCAUUGACAAAAAGUUGACAGUACAUGUUAUACAUGUAAAAUGUGUUUCUGCUAUAUGUAGUAUACAAGAUAGACCCUCGUAUUCGACAGCUGCCUUAAACUAAUGGUAUGGCGGUAAGCACACUGUUCGUAAUUGAACUGGUUUCCUAUUUGGUGCUAUGGAUCUAAUUACUGGUAGUGUGAAUGAACUGCUUCAUUUUAGAAAAAUUCUAAUGCAGAGGUGGGCACGUUACUUUCCUGAUGAGCUUGGAACAUAAUGCUUUGCUAUUCUGGUAGGGCAUUCUUUGUUCUUGCACUUUUCUACUCUGUGAAUGACAACAGUCAACUACCAUCUUCUGCUCUUUUUAGUUUUAAGAGCAUUCUUAUUUUGUUGCAUUGUAUUUCACAUAUUCCUAUGCACCUUCCUGUAAAACGAUACAGUAUGUACGUUACGUAUAUUUCAGUUAUAGCUCUUCUGGAAAAUAAUAAUAGUUCAGUAAUGCAUUAUAUUAAAUACUGUUCAUAGUAUUUUAUUAAAAUAAGUAAAUGUCUUCCUUGUGAUUUUUAUAUGGUAUAUAUGUGACAUCUCUUUGUAUUUCAUCAAUAGCAUGUUAUUAUUAGUUUGGAAAACACCGAUUCUGUGGUGGAUAUUGUUUGUUUCAGUUUUACAAAGAAGUCUUUGAAGAUGAAGUUUCAGAGAAUGAACAAACAUUGUUCCUUUUUAUUAGAUUGCUUCUGAUUCCAGACAUAUUCUUUAACAAACUCUUAUAAGUUUAUUCCAAAUUAUCCAACUUCAUUUUUAUCCAGGAGAGGGUAUUAUCCAUGUGCAAUGUUUCUCUCAUAGCCAGUCUCUGUGGGUGCUUAUGUUCUCUUUGAGUUCUGUUGUUGCUGCUGACUUAUAAGCUCUGGUGGCUGGUCAAGGAUUUAAUGCUUUGUUGAAUAUUCUACACUGGUAUUCUUUCAAGUAUUGCACUUUGGCACAGAUGAGCCCUCAGCAUUCAGAUGGAAUCUAGAGUAAAGUUUUCAUAGUUGUGGUAUGUUUGUGAUUCUGUUCAGGAUUAUUUCUCAAGUAUGUAAUAAAAACAAUAAAUAUUUUGGAUACCUAGCAUCAGAUCUCUCCCUGCUUCCGGAAUCUCUAGAAGGCGCCCGAGAUUUAGUGCCUGACUAAUUUUACAACUUUACCUCUAACUGUAACAUAAUACAUUUUCUUCAAACCUUAAAAUUACAACUUGGGCAUACUAUUUACCUAUAAAAUGUAUCUGCACUGUCUUAUUCAAAGAAAGAUUCUACUAAUCAUCUCUGAACAGCAUUUUUGUCUACAAACAUAGAUGCUUUGUGAUAUAUGUAAGAAUUAUAAAGAUUUUGUCUCUUGAAAUCCUGAACAUCAUUAGAUGCCUUCUUGAAAACUGAGUGGGACCUCCCAUGUUGUUCUUACCAUUUUCCUUGUAGAUGUUUGUCAACAUGGUAUAUCUGUUUGCCAUUUAAUUAAGUUUUGAGUGAUUUAGUCUACUUAUUGCUACAUCAACAGUUCAAGGCAUAUGUAAAAUGAGGGUUUUGUAUGUUGGAAACACUUAAUAUUUUUAAUAGUAAAUAUAUUUAUUUGAUGAUUGCAACAUUAUUUUUGAAUGGUAAUUUUGUACAUUGCUAAUAAAAUAACAUUAUGCAGGUUUUUUAUAUAGCUUGACAAAUAAUAUUAGUAAAUGCUACCUGCUUAGCAGUAUUAAUUUCAUGAUAACUAAGCCUACUUUUUUUUUUUACUGUAUGCCUAUAUUAUCUCUUUUGUUAUUAUGUACUACAUUGAUUAUAAAUAAAUCAAGGUUAUCAA